AUGGACGCGCACAUUUCCGGGAACAAAACAACCUCCGAAAUCGAGAGCAACCCCGACUUCUUUUUUCUCGUAUUCAAAUGCGUCAUUUUGAUCGUGACCCUAGUUGUGGGGUUACCCGGCAACGUGUGGGUGUGCUGGGUCGUUUUCCGAACCAAGUGUCUCCAAACGAGCAACAACGCGUUGCUGGUCAGCUUGGCCGCCAGUGACAUCCUGAAGUGCUCCGUGGACACCCCGCUCUUGCUCGUCUCGUUCACGAGAUCCGUGGAAGGCGGCCGGCUGCCGCUGUGCAUGUGCGCCCUGCAGCAGUUCACCUGGGCCUUGUGCAGCUGUGUGCAACUGCUCACGCUGGCCAGCAUCAGCGUGGAGCGCUACCAAGCUAUCUCCUUCCCUUUCCACACCGAGCGGAGGAGAGCCCGGGUUCGCCUCUGGAUCCUCUUGAUAUGGCUAUGCGGCCUCGUAUUGGCCGUCGUCGCCUUGAUGCUCUCUAAGCAAUCGCUCUUUUACGCUCACUGCCGGCCACCAGCACCUGUCAAUGGCGGUCACCCGGAUCUGUUCGGACCUUACGUUUUGGUACCCAUAUGGGGGUUGUCUUUGAUUGUCAUCGUCAUUCACUACGGGCGAAUCAUCAAACUGGUGAGGCAGCACCGAAAGAAAGUGUUCAGUCGAGGUAUUCGAGUGAUGCCCACGGUUUCCGCGCAGGUCUGGAGCUGGCUGGGCGAGCCGGCUUCAGAACCACAGUCAGCGACGCCGCUGGUCUACUGCAAACCGCUUGCCGCGCGCCGGGCAGUGCACUCCGUGUCCGGGGAGCAGUGCUCGGGCUUCGUGUCCGGCGGACCCCGCAGGGCACUCCCGGAGAUCGUAGGAGCGGUGUGUCUUCGGACGCCUGGAGCCAGAGAGCGAGGGAAGAAACAGGUUGAGGGCAAACUGGCCAAACGCUUUGGGUACAUUAUUAUCGCCUUCACGCUCUUUUGGCUCCCCAUGGUGGUCAUUUUGCUCAUGAAUCACCUCAUCACACGGCCGGACACCGACAGAUUACUGUUGGAGAUGGAGACAUGGGCUAUGGUGCUGACCUGCGUGCAAGCUGCUGUGGAUCCGCUCAUCUACACUGUGGUUACCAGACAGUUUCGCUAUGAACUCAGAAAGAUGUUCUUGUCCAUCCGGAAGUGUCGGCUGAAAUCGGUCCACUGA
This is a messenger RNA of Syngnathus typhle (broad-nosed pipefish), 1188 nucleotides long. RefSeq names its product 5-hydroxytryptamine receptor 1-like. Gene Ontology annotation, biological process: G protein-coupled receptor signaling pathway. Gene Ontology annotation, cellular component: membrane. The record is from RefSeq and is a predicted model, not a curated record. Bases 1 to 1188 code for a protein of 395 amino acids. The transcript is spliced from 2 exons. Gene Ontology annotation, molecular function: G protein-coupled receptor activity. Lineage: Eukaryota; Metazoa; Chordata; Actinopteri; Syngnathiformes; Syngnathidae.